AACGUAUGGACGGGUUCCUAGCUUAUUAUAAUAGUGCAGUUUUCUCUCAACUGACGUCAAGGGUUUGAACGACACUAAUGACGUCAAGGAUUGUUUUGUUGAGUCGUAAUUCAGUCAGCUGAUUUAUUGUGUAUCGAACUGAACGACAAAUUUACACAGUGUCCAGGCGUCCACAGCAGAAUGCCUUCUAAGCGAGGUAAAUCUCGGUCUCGUUCUCCACCGAAAGACAGGAAGUCUCGUUCGACUUCUAGGUCGCCGACUAGAUCCCACAAGAGCUCGCCGUUCACCAAGUCUGUAAAGAAACAAGCCGUGUACAAAGAAAGAGACUACUUCAUCCUGUCUGCCGUGUCUUGCUUGUUCUGCUGCCCAGUGUCCAUUUGGGCUUUGAUGAACGCAUCGAAGGCACGCAAUGCCAAUAAAAAGAGCGACUUUGCUACGGCGAAACGCUAUGGAUUGGUUGCCUUGCGAUACGCCGCUUUGUCCUUUAUGAUGGGCGUCAGUUGGAUGGUCGGACUCACACUGGGAGCAACAACGCUAUGCAACUGAAGCAAAACAAAAUGGUUUACCGACAACUCGCUUUUUUCAAGUUUUUCCACAUACUACGAAUGACCUAAUUAAUAGAAUACAACAGUUUAACACUUACUAGCUUUUGCCAGAGUCACUUACUGAAUUUCUGUGAAAAUGUGUGUUGUAGGUUGAAGGGUUUGUUUUACAAUUACUUACAAACAACACUAUGAGUAAAUGACCUUUUUUGUUAUUACCUUGAAUGAGUGUUAAUGUCUGACUUUAAAAAUAUAAUAAUAAUUUAAAAAACUAAAAAACUAAAAAAGAAGCUCAUUUAUAAAUUAGUAAACGUACACACGUUUUUAAUAUAAAUAAAUAUAUAUAACAUAUAAAUAAAUACAUGCAUAUAAUUUCACUUUCAAAUAGUACAUUUUGUGAUUAAAACAAAUAUUGCAAAA
This is a messenger RNA of Gigantopelta aegis, 962 nucleotides long. RefSeq lists its product as uncharacterized. Gene Ontology annotation, cellular component: membrane. The coding region runs from base 181 to 546 and encodes 121 amino acids. The transcript is spliced from 4 exons. Lineage: Eukaryota; Metazoa; Mollusca; Gastropoda; Neomphalida; Peltospiridae. The record is from RefSeq and is a predicted model, not a curated record.